Messenger RNA from Penicillium chermesinum, 345 nucleotides. RefSeq names its product Peptidase C45 acyl-coenzyme A:6-aminopenicillanic acid acyl-transferase. The transcript has 2 exons. The record is from RefSeq and is a predicted model, not a curated record. The coding region runs from base 1 to 345 and encodes 114 amino acids. Lineage: Eukaryota; Fungi; Ascomycota; Eurotiomycetes; Eurotiales; Aspergillaceae.
AUGAUCGAGAUCUCUUGCUCCGGGUCUCCCUACGAGAUUGGGUUCCAGCAUGGAAGCCAGGCAAAAGCCCUAGUACAUGGAAGCAUUCUAUUUUAUCGUGAAUACUUCCAACGCAAUAGCAAUAUGGAUUGGGAAACUGCAGAAGAGCACGCGAUAAAAUACCAACCCUUUCUCGAAAAACACGUUCCUCAUCUUGUUGAAGAAAUGAAAGGUAUCUCGAUACCCGCCACCAUCCAGAGCUUAUCCUCCUUCAAAAGACGCCUUCGUCAAUAUGCACUCAACUUACUCACCAUCAACUCUCAGGAAUUGCGGUCGGAGCUGGUGUCUCUUUUUCGUCCAUUUUGA